AUGUGUACAUUUGGAUCUUAUAAACGACUUCUUUUCUUUCUUUCUUUCCUUUUCUUUCUUUUUUUUUCUUUCUUUCUUUCUUUCGCGCCUUUUUAUUAUGUACAUUUGGAUCUUAUAAACGAAUCUUCCCUUUUUCUUUCCUUCUUUCCUUCCUUCUUUCUUUCUUUCUUUUUCUUUCCAUUUGGAUCUUCCUUCUUUCUUUCCUUUUUCCUUUUCUUUCUUUCUUUCUUUUCUUUCUUUUUCUUUCACGCGCCUUUUUAUUAUGUACAUUUGGAUCUUAUAAACGACUCUAUCUUCCCUUUUUCUUUCCUUCUUUCCUUUCUUUCUUUCUUUCUUUUUUUCUCCUUCCCCUUUUUCCUUCUUUCUUUCCUUCUUUCUUUCUUUCUUUCUUUCUUUCUUUCUUUCUUUCACGCGGAUCUUAUAAACGACUUUUUCCUUUUCUUUUCCUUCUUUCCUUCCUUCUUUCUUUCUUUUUCUUUCUUUCUUUCUUUCUUUCUUUUUUCACGCGCCUUUUGUUAUGUACAUUUGGAUCUUAUAAACGACUCUAUCUUCUUUUCUUUCCUUUUCCUUCCUUCUUUCUUUCUUUCUUUCUUUCUUUCUUUCUUUCUUUCCUUUUUUUUAUUAUGUACUUUGGAUCUUUCUCUUUCCUUUUCUUUCUUUUUUUCUUUUUCUUUCUUUCUUUCUUUCUUUCUUUUUUUAUUAUUUACAUUUGGAUCUUAUAAACGACUCUAUCUUCCUUUUCUUUCCUUCUUUCCUUCCUUCUUUCUUUCUUUCUUUUCUUUCUUUCUUUCACGCGCCUUUUUUUAUUAUACAUUUGGAUCUUAUAAACGACUCUAUCUUCCUUUUCUUUUUCCUUCUUUCCUUCCUUUCUUUCUUUCUUUCUUUCUUUCUUUCUUUCACGCGCCUUUUUUUAUUAUGUACAUUUGGAUCUUAUAA
This is a messenger RNA of Acanthosepion pharaonis, 936 nucleotides long. The record is from the annotation of a GenBank genome assembly. NCBI's taxonomy places the organism in Eukaryota, Metazoa, Mollusca, Cephalopoda, Sepiida, Sepiidae.